AUGGAAAACCAAUCUAGCAUCUCUGAAUUUUUCCUCCGAGGAAUAUCUGAGUCACCAGAGCAACAGCAGUUAUUCUAUGGAAUUUUCUUGUGCAUGUAUCUUGUCACCUUGACUGGGAAUGUGCUCAUCAUUCUGGCCAUUGGCUCUGACCCGCAUCUCCACAUGCCCAUGUAUUUCUUUUUGGCCAACCUAUCUUUUGUUGAUAUAGGUUUAACAUCGUCUACAGUUACCAAGAUGCUUGUAAAUGUACAAACUCAGCAGCAUACCAUUUCCUAUGCUGGUUGCCUCACGCAAAUGUAUUUCUUUCUGAUGUUUGGUGACCUGGACAGCUUCUUCCUAGCUGUAAUGGCCUAUGACCGCUAUGUGGCCAUUUGCCACCCUCUCCACUACUCCAUAGUCAUGAGCCCCCGAGUCUGUGCCAUGCUGCUGGCAUUGUGCUGGGUCCUCACUCACACUGUUGCCCUGACUCACACCCUCCUCAUGGCUCGGCUGUCCUUCUGUGUUGUUGGGGAAAUCACUCAUUUUUUCUGUGACAUAACUCCUGUCCUGAGGCUGUCAUGUUCUGACACUCACAUCAACGAGUUGAUGCUUUUUGCAUUAGGAGGCACAGUACUCAUCAUUCCCUUUAUAUGCAUUGUCAUCUCCUACAUCCACAUUGUAUCAGCCAUUCUGAGGGUCCGAACCCCUGGUGGGGGAGGCAAGGCUUUUUCCACUUGCAGUUCCCAUCUCUGUGUUGUCUGUGUGUUCUAUGGGACCCUCUUCAGUGCCUAUCUGUGCCCUCCCUCUCUUGCCUCUGAAAAGAAGGACAUUGUUGCAGCUGCUGUGUACACAGUGGUGACCCCCAUGUUGAAUCCAUUUAUCUAUAGCCUAAGGAACAAGGACAUGAAGGGGGCCAUUAAGAGGCUCCUCAGUCGCAGGAAAAUUUUUUCCUCUUAG
Equus quagga is the source of this 936-nucleotide messenger RNA. Its product is annotated as olfactory receptor 1N1. The record is from RefSeq and is a predicted model, not a curated record. Lineage: Eukaryota; Metazoa; Chordata; Mammalia; Perissodactyla; Equidae. The transcript has a single exon. Bases 1 to 936 code for a protein of 311 amino acids. Gene Ontology annotation, biological process: G protein-coupled receptor signaling pathway. Gene Ontology annotation, cellular component: membrane. Gene Ontology annotation, molecular function: olfactory receptor activity; G protein-coupled receptor activity.